AUGUCUAACUAUAUGGUAUGCCUUGCACACUUCUGCGAGCUACAUGGGCCUUCGAGUAUCAUGUGUACCCAGGUGUCAGGCGACGGCACAGCGGUGCCGAAGCUCUCGCUCCUGAGUACUACCAAGCUUCAAACCUGUUCCUCGUGCAAGUUAGCGCUUCCACAAGACGCCUUGAAUCUAACCACGAAAACUCCCACGAAAACAAACCCCAACACCUGCUUUGUGUCGACCCAGUACCCAGUUUUCCAGAGCCGGUACACAGCACUCACGAAGUUGAUCAUGAAGCUGUUGUCGGUAGAAACGACGUCUGACCUUGCCAAACCGUUGUUUAUUGGUGACAACCUCAACGGGUUCAGCCUCACGAAAAUUUUCAAAAUCAAAGACGUCAAUGCCCGAGGCGGUGAGCGAAAAUACUGUUUUAUGGUGGUGUCAGAUGAAGAGAUUAAGAUUUUGAAGAAUUGGAACAUUAUUACUAGCUACUUGACUGAGCUUAUCAGUUCAAUCCAGAAAAAGGUCCAGACCCUGAUCGAACACAAAAACAAGGUCGAUGGCAAACAUAGCAACUUGAACAACGAGACGUAUUUGCGGCGGCUGCUCGUCAAACCCCGUUCGUUGGUGGAGUUGACGGAAGACGAUCGAAUCUUCGUCAAACUCCAUCUAGGAGCCAUUCAGUUGGUCAAAGACAUGAGCUGA
Yamadazyma tenuis ATCC 10573 is the source of this 693-nucleotide messenger RNA. RefSeq lists its product as uncharacterized. The record is from RefSeq and is a predicted model, not a curated record. NCBI's taxonomy places the organism in Eukaryota, Fungi, Ascomycota, Pichiomycetes, Serinales, Debaryomycetaceae. Gene Ontology annotation, cellular component: cytosol. Gene Ontology annotation, molecular function: GTPase activator activity. Gene Ontology annotation, biological process: positive regulation of TORC1 signaling.